AAAUUAAGUUUAGAUGAUUAUAAUUAUUUAGAAAAAAUAUCCAUCCGUUGAUUCUACGUUAAUUGGUUUAAUUUAUAAUGAAUAUAAUUCAGAUUUAGAUGAAAUAUUAGAAAACCUUUCAAUUAAAGAUACAAACGAUGAGUGGAUAGUCGUAGACUCAUUAAUAUCCAAUUUAUAUAAACAAUUAAACGUUGAAUACUCCGAGAUGAAUAACUAUUUAGUUGCAAUAUUAGAGUCACAUAGUAGCUUAACAUUAUCAGAAGCUAUAUACAAUUAUUUGGAAACCUUUGAUCACACUCUAGAUGAUAAUUCAUUGGAGUUAUUAUUAGCAUUAACAGGAAGUCAACAGCUAGACAAAUGCCGGCUAAUUUUAAAAGCUUGCAACAACAGAGUACAAGAUGCAGAAGACGUACUAUCCACUUUAUCAAACGUGGAAUCCUCCGAAGUAUCUGUGCAGCAGCCAACUUAUCAGCAACAACAACAACAAAGGAAACAGCGGCAGAAGGUGAACACCAACUGGGUCAAAGUCAAUAAAAAGCUCAAUAAUAGUAAUAAUAAUAAGAAACCUAUAUACCCACACUUACCACAGGUUGGUCUGCGCACUUCACAUUUAAACACAACUACCCAUCAAUCUACAUCAACUGAGAUUGAAACCGAAGACUUCUGUCGUCAAAAGGAGCAAGAGUAUAGAGAUAAAAAGCAACUAGCUCUGAAUGAAGCCAGUAGAAUAUUCAAAGCUUCCAAAUCUUGGAAGGUUAACGCAGGUGGUCAAGCUUCUCUGAUGAAAUCUCAAGAAGCUGCCACAUUCGGUGAAUUAGCAGAUGAAUGGGCAAUCAAAGCGGCCAAAGCUUACACGAAUUCGCGAUCUUCAAACUCUCAAAACGAUAAAAUUGAUUUACAUUACUUAACUGCAAAAGAAGCUUUAGCGGUUGCCCACGAUUGCGUACAUAGAUGGUGGUCGAAGAGGCCCAUACUUAACAAAGAAGUCACAAAACUUAAUCAAUUAACUUUCAUUACUGGUGUCGGUUUGCACUCGACUGGUAAACAACCUGUAUUAUUCCCACAAAUCGCAAGGAUGCUGGAAAACGAUGGUUGGAAAAUCGACCGUCAGCCUAGCAGUGGUUGUAUUGUUGUAAAAGGUCGAGCUUAAUUGGGCAGAAUAGUUAAUCACCGCGUUUAAUCAUUAUUUAAUCAUUAUUUAAUCAUUACAAUUCGUCCUUUUCAUGCUUAGUAUGUUCACCUGCAACUUUCAACUUUCCAGUUAGAAGCCCUUCGACCAAUUCAACAUACAUAUCAACUCCGUCUAAUAGUUCCUGCUUAUAGAUAUGUUCAUCUAAUUUGUGAGCACUUCCACUCGAGCCACAACCGAUCAAUAUCUUCUUAACUGUUGGUUGCUUCCAUGCGAAUAGAUCCGUACCGACUGGCAUUGUUUGGCUUGGUCUCCAGUUUUCUAUAGUGUCAAGCUUCAUAAAGUUAUUCAAUUUGUAUUCUUGUUCAAGCAGGAUAGACUUACGGUAACAGGAUCAUGAGAAUCAUCCACCAAGAUUAAAUCAAUCCAUUCUGAUUCCAAUCCUGAUUCCUUAAGUGCUUUCCAAGUUUCUUCUGAGGGUACUGAGGUUCUAACGUUUACGUUAUGCAGUCGCUUCAUCUGGUACCUUAUUCAUAGCUGUACCUCCACUGAUUUUAGUUACUGCCAUUGUUGUAUCACCCAAUAAUUUGUCCUUCGGCAAAGUCACGCUUUCAAGUUUCAAAAUAGCUUCAGAAAGUUUCUCAAUCGCAUUUACACCCCAAUGUGGGGAAGAAGAGUGUGCAGCUAAACCUUUAGCUCUAAUCUCGAAGCCCAUAUUGCCUUUGUGACCAGUAAUUUGAACUAAUUCAGUUGGUUCACCUACGAUAACAUAUUCUAAAUUCUUUGGAAGUAUCUCUUGAGCGAAAGUUGCACCAUCAAAGAUACCUUCUUCACCUGGAUCAUAUAAAACACCAACAUGUUUGACGAUUUCUGGAUUCUUCUUUCGCAAUUCUUCGACUGCAAUAACUUGUGCAGCGAUCUGACCUUUGGCGUCAUUUGCACCACGUCCAUAGAUCAAUUCACGACCUUGGUCAUCUACAGUUUCUUUGUAUUCAACAUAAGGUGGAACAACGUCAGUGUGUGAAUUCAAUAAGAUCUUAACAUCUUCUGGUUUGUUGAGGUAUGCGAAUAUAUUUUGUCUCUUUAUUGAGCUAUCGAUGUUUGGAUUGAUAACGUCUUGUAAUUCAACUUUCCAUCCAUUCUGCUCUAAAUAAUUACUUAAGAAAUCAACAGCCAGGGUUUCAUUUCUGGUGAUUGAAGGUCUGAUAAUUAAGUCUUUGUGUAAACUGAACAACUCCUUGUUAGCUAAAGCUACACCAAUUGCAACUGCAAAAGUUAAAAUAAAUUUCAACUUCAUUUAUCAGAUGAUGAU
This is a messenger RNA of Wallemia mellicola CBS 633.66, 2441 nucleotides long. RefSeq lists its product as hypothetical. The coding region runs from base 206 to 1150 and encodes 314 amino acids. NCBI's taxonomy places the organism in Eukaryota, Fungi, Basidiomycota, Wallemiomycetes, Wallemiales, Wallemiaceae. The record is from RefSeq and is a predicted model, not a curated record. The transcript has 3 exons.